Molecule: messenger RNA, 246 nt
Organism: Rotaria socialis
Lineage: Eukaryota; Metazoa; Rotifera; Eurotatoria; Philodinida; Philodinidae
Source: the annotation of a GenBank genome assembly
AUGACUGAUCUUAACAAAAUCGAAUCAUUUUGUUACAAAUGUAUAGAAGAAAAUCAAAUCUGCAAUUUUCAACGUACAACACUUCUUGUAUAUCCCAUUCUUCUGAAAGUCAAUGAACAAAAUAUUCGCGUUUGCUAUUCUUGCCAUCAUGGUGUUAAUGAUCAUUUUGAUUAUGAUAUAUGGGCUUUUGUGCGUGAAAAAAUGGGAAAAGCAAGAGCGUGGUUUAUUAAGCAGCACAAGGAGUAA